AUGGAGGAUCACCGCCCCGGACACGCUGGCGAGCAGCGGAUUCCGGGCCGGCCUUUCCCCCGGGAAUCUGAUAUGAACGUUAGCCAGCGGCCAACAGUCGACAGACCCCAACCGGAACCGGAGCCGCGAGGGACUCCGGGGUUUCGAACGCCCGCGACGCACGCCCCGUCCCGCCGGUGGAGGAGGGUGGGGGCAGAUGCGCCGCGAACGCUCAAGCUGACCGGCGGUCGAAGGGGCCACCGGCGGUGCCGAUGGCGCCCUAGACCACACCGGAGGAGCUCGUCCGGGCAUGGAAAAGGGUCGCGGGUCGCGACGAGGCGGCGCGGUUGGCGGUCUCGAGGGGCCGGGAUGCCCGUCGCCUCGCGACCAGCCGUGACUGCGGAGGAAGCUUCCCGGGUGCCCACCGAUACCGGCAGACCCAACCGCCGCGACGCGGCUCACGUUGCAGGCAUGAGGCACCGACACGUCCCGACUGGAGACGCCGUGUCUUCCCGCCUACAACUACCUCCGGAGCCGUUUCUCCAUGGAUCCUGUCAAACUGCGCUCGCCGUACCGAAAAUCUGUGUCGGGGGAACCGAUUUGUAUGUGUCUGAUCGAAACUGGGCCCCACUGCCGCCUGGGCCACAGCGCUCCUUCCCGUCGACCGAGCUGAGAUCGAAUGGCCUUUGA
This is a messenger RNA of Paracoccidioides brasiliensis Pb18, 669 nucleotides long. RefSeq lists its product as uncharacterized. The transcript has a single exon. The record is from RefSeq and is a predicted model, not a curated record. The coding region runs from base 1 to 669 and encodes 222 amino acids.